Silurus meridionalis is the source of this 3530-nucleotide messenger RNA. Its product is annotated as thrombospondin-3b-like. Gene Ontology annotation, biological process: cell adhesion. The record is from RefSeq and is a predicted model, not a curated record. Gene Ontology annotation, molecular function: calcium ion binding. Gene Ontology annotation, cellular component: extracellular region. NCBI's taxonomy places the organism in Eukaryota, Metazoa, Chordata, Actinopteri, Siluriformes, Siluridae.
AAUAAGCAGGCAGCCUGGAUGUGGAUGUGUGGGUUUUUGUGGCCCUGAUGGCCUUCCACAUUCCUUGCAGCUUCACAAAGCCCUGAAGUACUUCUACAUUGAUGCAACUCAUUCUUUGGGUGGUUGUUCUGCAGGAUGGAGGGAACACUUUUGCUUUCCAAAGUGCUGCUUUUUCUGCUCGUGGCUUUGUUUUUUUCUCAAACUAACUCAUCCGAAAUGAAAGUGAUGGAUGCCUUGGCGCUGAGUGGUGCUGCUCGGAUGGAAAUGGCGGUGAAGGAUUUGGUGGGAGGUUUGGAGAAAAUGCAGGACGUGUACGUGACCUCGACAUUCCGUCUCCCUCCUAAACUGGGCGGAGUUCUGUUUGGGAUCUACAGCAAAGAUGACGGAAAAAAAUACCUGGAGAUCACCGUCAUCGGCAAGAUCACUAAAGUAUUAGUAAGAUAUUUGCGCGCCGAUGGGAAGCUCAACUCUGUGAAUCUGCACAACCCCGCCCUCUCUGAUGGGCGGAGCCAGUCACUUAUCCUCAGAGUGGGCGGACUCAGACAGCGCCACAUCAACUUUGAGCUCUACAUUAACUGCCGCCUGAUUGACUCCGCCCAUGGGCUGCCCCCAUUAGCCAAGCUGCCUUCGAGGGCGGAGUCUGUGGAGCUCCGUAAUGGGGAAAGGAAUUUCGCCAGGAUGCAGGGUUCUAUAGAGUCUCUAAAGCUGGCUCUUGGUGGUUCUCUUCCUAAAGCUGGGCUUCUCACUGACUGCUCACUGCAGGGAGACUCAACACUACACAAUACAGUGGGUGGUGAUGUCAACGCUGUGCUAGGUGAUCACACUAAGGCUCUGAUUGGUCAGCUGAUCAUCUUUAAUCAGAUCAUGGGCAAUGUGAGAGAGGACAUCAGAGAGAUGACAAAGGAGAUGUCUUUAAUCAGGAACACCAUCCUGGAGUGCCAAGUGUGUGGUGAGUUUCAUGAGCCUCAGUCCCGUGUAAGGAACCCGUGUUAUGACGGUGUUGCGUGUGUGGAUGUGGUGGAGUUUCCGGGGUAUCAGUGCGGCUCGUGUCCAGCAGGCACUACAGGCAACGGCACACACUGCCAAGACAUCAACGAGUGUGAAGCAGAGCCGUGUUUUUCUCCUCACAUGUGUGUGAACAGUGUUAAGGGGUUCCAGUGUGAGCCGUGUCCUCCGGGGUUAUCUGGGCCCGAGCUGAGCGGAGUCGGAAUGGACUUUGCCCAGAACCAUAGACAAGUGUGUGUGGACAUAGACGAGUGUGCGUCUCCAAACGGCGCCUGCGUCCCAAACUCCGUCUGCAUCAACACAGCGGGGUCGUUCCAGUGCGGUCAGUGUAACGUGGGCUUCGUGGGGAAUCAGACAGCGGGGUGUUUUCUCAGGCAGGCGUGUGCUCUGCUCGGCUACGACCCGUGUGACGUCAACGCUCACUGUGUGAUGGAGCGCAGCAGUGACGUCUCCUGUGUGUGUAACGUGGGAUUUGCGGGGAACGGGAAUAUUUGCGGCGUCGAUUCUGACCUCGAUGGCUAUCCAGACGAAGCUCUUCCCUGCAUCGAUAACGAUAAACACUGCCGAGCGGAUAACUGCAUCUCCACGCCCAACUCUGGUCAGGAGGACACAGAUGGUGAUGGUGUAGGAGAUCAGUGCGACGAGGAUGCAGAUGGAGAUGGAAUAAAGAACGUGGAGGAUAAUUGUCGUCUGGUGCCUAAUAAGGACCAGCAGAACUCAGACCCAGACUCAUAUGGUGAUGCGUGUGAUAACUGCCCAAACGUCUCUAAUGGAGAUCAGCAGGACACGGAUAGUAACGGUGUGGGAGACAGCUGUGACAGUGAUAUUGAUGGAGAUGGAAUCCCCAACAUGCUGGAUAACUGCCCUAAAAUCCCCAAUGCCAUGCAGACAGACCGAGAUGAUGACGGAGUCGGAGAUGCAUGUGACAGCUGUCCUGAGAUCAACGACCCCACUCAGUCGGACGUUGAUAACGACUUGGUGGGAGACGUCUGUGACACCAACCAGGACACAGACGGUGACGGUCUCCAGGACACGAGGGACAACUGUCCUGAAAUCCCCAACAGCUCUCAGGUGGACUCGGACAACGACGGCGUGGGAGACGACUGUGACGAUGACGACGACAACGACGGAGUUCCAGACGAUACGUAUCCUGGUCCUGAUAACUGCAGACUCAUCGCUAAUCCUAACCAGAAAGACUCGGAUGCUGAUGGAGUGGGAGACGUGUGUCAGAGCGACUUUGAUAAUGAUAAAGUGAGUGAUGCGAUGGACGCCUGUCCCGAAAAUGCUGACAUCACCAUGACGGACUUUCGAGCUUUUCAGACGGUCAUCCUGGACCCUCACGGAGCUUCUCAGAUCGAUCCCAACUGGGUGGUUCUCAAUCAGGGGAUGGAGAUUAUACAGACUAUGAACAGUGACCCAGGUUUGGCUGUAGGCUACACUGCGUUUAAUGGCGUCGAUUUUGAAGGCACGUUCCACGUGAACACGAAGACUGACAACGACUACGUGGGCUUCAUUUUCGCCUACCAGGAUUCGUCCAGCUUCUACGUUGUGAUGUGGAAGCAGACGGAGCAGACGUACUGGCAGAAUCUGCCCUUCACAGCUCUGGCUGAACCUGGGCUCCAGCUCAAGGCAGUGAAGUCUCGCACUGGUCCCGGGGAGUUUCUGCGUAAUGCCCUGUGGCACACCGGAGACACACACGGAGAAGUGACGCUGCUCUGGAAGGAUCCGAGGGACGUUGGAUGGAGAGAUAAAACCUCAUACCGCUGGAGCGUCAGCCAUCGGCCGCAGGUCGGCUACAUCAGAGUGCGUCUGUAUGAAGGUACCUCUCUGGUUGCUGACUCCGGCGUGGUGAUCGACACCUCGAUGAAAGGAGGACGUCUGGGGGUCUUCUGCUUCUCCCAGGAGAACAUCAUCUGGUCUAAUCUGGGUUAUCGCUGCAACGAUACAAUCCCAGACGAUUUUAACCUCCACCACAAAAAUAUGAACCGCAGGACAGGAGUGUAGAUGAGCAUCCACAACUUUAAUCACUGCACAUCAAGCAAAAUAAAGUUACCACAGUCUGCAGUGUGUGUGUGUGUGUGUGUGUGUGUGUGUGUGUGUGUGUGUGUGUGUGUGUGUGUGUGUGUGGACAAGCGUUUUUUUUCCAAAAAAAAGCUGGUCUACAGUACUGAAAUAUUCAGGGCGGAGAAACUCACGCUGAGGACAGACAGGAAGUUGAGGUUACACAAUUCACAUCAGGCAAUAAAAUCCUGCAUUCAAAACAUUGCACAAAUACACAAAGUCACAUUUUCACAGAGGGUAAAAACUCAGCAGUGGAAACUUGGUGGUGCUGGGAUUUGAACUCACAAGUUUAAGGAUAAGGAUAAGUCCAAUGUCUUGACCACUGACCUGCCAGUUCCCCAAACAGCUCAGACUUACACCAAAUUACACAUCAAAUUACACAGUUACAACAAGUUACAUAAAGUAACAGCAGGUUACACAGUUACGCUGAAGUUACACAUAGUUACACAUAGUUACACAUAGUU